AUGUCCUCGCCGUUGGAUCAGGCCGAAAUAUUGAGCGGCAACGACUUGUCGCGCAUCUUUCAGCUAUGGGACGAAAAACAUUCCGUAGCGGGCUACGAUCCAGAACCGAUCGUAACUCGACUGGCGGAGUUGUUCGAAGCCGAAAUCGAAGCAUACAUGAUGAAAGACCCGGACCCAUUUGACGAGAGGCAUCCCUCCCGCACGGAUCCCAACUGCGAGCUUGGCCGUAUGCUAAAGUCGCUCUUCCGUAAGGACCAUUUCAUGACGCGGCUUGUGAAUGAUUAUUUGCGAGACAACUUCUUCACCCGGCAGAACGUGCAGCAAAGCUCCCAUCCGCUAAAUGUGGCCGCUUGUCGAUUAAUUUUAGUCAUCAUGCCCGGACUAGACACGUCGGCCGUGUUCCAGGUAGAGUACGAUCAUCUGAUCAAGCGGCUGUAUGCUUGGGCCGAAUCAAGUCCGGAACCGCUCCAGAGCUAUGCGACUGGAUUGCUGGGAGCGGCGAUGGAAGUUCAAGAGAUAGCCGUCAGCUUUCGGGAGCAAAAUAUUCGCCUCCUUCCGAUUAUGUUGAACCGUUUGCACAAGCUACAGCAACAGCAUUUGCUUGCCGAAAACCGGAAGCCUGGAACGUCUAGGGCAAGUUCUCCAAAGGUCGUCGCGCAAGAACCAGGAUCAACGCCGUCGGCAGCACCUCCAAAGCAGGAUGGAAAGCAGGAAGAUGCAUCCAACAUGGAUUUAUCAGCAGCCGAUAAUGGAUCUUCGGAUAUGGAAAAUGAUGUAUUGGUGUUGUAUAACCCUAUAGACGAUAAUUCAAUGGAGCUGGAAGAGAACGAUCAAAAUAUAUCACUCACACGUAAGGGAAGACGUGGGAUCAUGAUCCCUAUUUACCCUGUAACAAUCGCUACGAGCCAGAUGUUGAUACUGCACUACCUUACACCCAUGGGCGAGUAUCAGGAGUUCCUGCCACACGUGUUCGAGCACAACGCGAUGCAUCUUAUUUUUCGCUACAUCGAACAUCUCAAUUCCAAGGACACCUGUCUGGCGUUCGAGGCGCUGAAAUAUCUUGCCUCGCUGUUGUGCCACAAAAAGUUUUCGCUUGAAUUCAUCGCCAACGGUGGCCUGGAAAGGUUGCUGAAGAUACCUCGACCGAGCCUGGCGGCGACGGGUGUCUCAAUUGCGUUCUAUUACCUAGCCUACUGUGAGGAUGCCAUGGAGCGCAUUUGUCAAAUGCCCCGCGAAAUCAUCACCGAGAUGGUGUCGUACGCGCUCUGGCUGUUGGCGUGCCCGCAUGACUCGGGCCGCUGCCAUGCAACGAUGUUUUUCGGGUUGAGUUGCCAGUUCAAGAUAAUUCUGGACGAGUUCGACAAACAGGAUGGCAUCCGGAGGCUGUACAAUGUGAUAGCGGUGCUGCCGGUGCUAGUUGUUUCCGAUGACUAUCAGAUGAACGAGGAUGAGGAGGCAGCUGAGCGGCAGGUGAUACGGCACGUGUGCGUGGCUUUGAAAAAGUACUUCGAAAACCAUCUGUACUACAAAUACAUCCAAGUGACGCGCCAACAGGAACCAUCCGGCACCGUAUCACAGCCCGUAUUCAAGGCUGUCAAGAACUCGCCAGAGGUGAUCAGCCAGCAGAUAACCACGCUGCAGGAGCUACUACCAAUGAAAGCACACUGGGCACCCGUGGACGAGCUGCUAAAGGUGGGCGGCGUUAAUUUACUGCUGAGAAUCAUUUCUCUGACAUUCGAAUGGAGCUACAGUGGACGCGGCGACACGGUACGUUACGCGCUGGACGCGCUCAGCGUAUGCACCGUGAUAUCUCGCGUGCAUCACGUGUUCGUGGAAACCAUCGAUUAUCAUGAGGGAACAACCACUGGAAUAAGCAUUUUGCUUAGCGCGGUCGACGGAGAUGUUGCAGAUACCGAGGUGCAGAAGUCGGCCUUGGCACUGCUGGUGCAUUUGGUAUGUGCACCGAUUCAUCGGCCAAGCGGGUCCGUUGCACGAUUCGGCUCGGCGAAAAAGCGCAUGCCGAACAAGAGCAGCGAGGAAUUGAUUCAGAAGGUUUGGGAAAGUGUUCGUUCAAACAAUGGCAUCCUGGUGCUGUUGGCGUUGAUGCACAUCAAAGUGCCAAUAACGGAUGCGGAUUGUAUUCGCGGGAUGGCCUGUCGUGCGCUUGCUGGGUUGGCCCGAUCGGAAACUGUAAGACAGAUCGUUGGAAAACUGCCACUUUUCGUCCAUGGGGAGCUACAAAGUUUAAUGCGAGAUCCGAUACUGCAGGAAAAACGGGUUGAACAUGUGCAGUUCCAGAAGUAUGCUCUGGAGUUAAUGGAGCGCGUAUCGGGGAAAUUGGACACGUUCGGUAACCAGCUAGACACAUCUCUGUCGGAUAUCCACAAAGCGAACGUGGUCGCCCAGACGCGUAUACAAUUCAAUGAACAACAGUUGUACCAACUCUUAUAUCAACACUUUGUCACCAGCGGGUUAAAAGAGACGGCAAGCACACUACUGAAAGAGGCGGGCCUCAGCUCAACGAUGCUGCAAAAUGCGCCCCAUUUAUCGCUAUCGAAUCCAGCGUCUUCCAUAUCACGCUCGGCCGCUUCGCUGCACUCCCCGUUCGUGUUCCGAUCGCCUAACACAAGCAUAAUUCAGCGAUCGCGAAUCAGGAGUCGUACGGUGGACUCAUCAUUCAACGUAACAACAGCGCAAGCAAACCUGCAGGCAGCCCUUGCUGCAGCGAGUAUAGAAACCCCGAACAAUAAUACGCCCCCCACCUCUAGUGCCAGCGGAUCUGUGAAUGCCAACGGGAAUGGAACGCUUGAUAUGGCACUUGAUGGGGAAACACCUUCCAUCGAUCCCUCGGAACCGCUUGCGCCUAUAAAGCUGAUAAAAAAGCACAGCGGACCGAAUGGUUGCAGCAAUCAAAAUGGCCAUCCGGGUUCGAAUGGGGUUGUUGCAACGCCUGCCGAUAUGAACCGUUCCACUUCGUCGAGUACGUCGCAACGAUCGUUGCAGAAACAAAUUUGUCCUACCGACGCGACGAAUUUCCUGCUGUUAGCUACGACUUCCUCGAAAACGCUACCGACCGAACCGACACCACCCACGAACAGCAUAACGCUAAACUCGAUCAUCACUGAGUACCUUACGAAUCAGCAUGCCCUCUGCAAGCAUCCGAUGUCCACCUGUCCUCCAUUUGAUUUGUUUAAACCCCACAAGUGUCCCGAUCCGCGUCCCAAUCGCAUGUCCGGAUUAGCUAACAACUUUACGGCUCGAUUUUACCGCCGGCAAGCGGGAUUCACCUCUCGGAGGUUUGAUCGCCGAUUGGUACAUUCGAGCUUUUCCGCCUCCAGAAUGCUGCGUACGCCCGAGUUGGACUACUGCUUUACCGCCUGUGAUUUUACGCCAUGUGGUACGAAGCUGAUUAUCGGAUCGCAAUCGGGUGAGGUAAAAAUUUUCAACCUCAACGAUACGAACGAGGAGCACAGCUUUAGCUGUCACGAGGCGGCCGUUGCGUCUACGAAAUGCAGCAAAGACGGCUCGUUAUUGCUCACGUCAGCACUUUGGCGAUAUCCAAUAUCAGCGCUAUGGACGCUCGAGGACAAUCGGUUAACACAAAAGCUCCUGUGGGACGAGGAAGACUACGUGGAGUUUGCCAAUCUAUCCUCCGAUAAGGUGUUGGCUACGACCAAUGAGAUUGUCACUAUCUACGACAUUCACACGGGUCAAAAGCUAAUGAAAUUCGAACCGGCCAUCGCAAACCAUUACACGAAAAAUCGUGCCACAUUCUGUCCAACGGACGAGCUUAUCCUAUCAGACGGUGUGCUCUGGGAUGUGACGUCCGGCAAGGAAAUUCACAAGUUUGACAAGCUGAAUCAGAACAUUUCGGGUGUGUUUCAUCCAAAUGGGCUCGAAAUCGUAGAAAACACCGAAGUAUGGGACCUUAGGACGUUCCAUUUGCUCCGCACGGUGCCAUCGUUGGACCAAACGCACGUGAAGUUCUCACCGCAGAACGUGAUGUACGGCUUGACACUGGAGAAGGAGGAAUCGGAGGUGACGGAAGUCGCCGCGUACCAGACGAGCUUCAAGGUGCUGGAUAGUUAUGAUUACUCGAGCAUUGCCACAAUCGACGUGAAGCGCAAUAUCUCUGACCUAGCCGUCAAUCGGUAUGGCAGCCAGAUAGCCGUCGUGGAGAAUCAGGGCAUGUUCAACUCGGUACAAGAGUCGGUGGUACGCAUCUACAGCGUGGGUCGAAAGAAAAACAUCGGCGAUGAUCAAGAUGAAGAGGACGAGGAGAUGGAAAACUCGGAGGAUAAUUCUAUAUCGGAAACGGAAUCUGUGGGUUCUUCUUCGUCGAACAGCGAUGAAGACGGAGACGAGGACGACGAUAACGAUGAUGAUGACGACGACGAUGGUGACGGUGAUAACAACAAUGACGAGGAGGAUGGUGAUGAAGAUGAGGAACAUGAUGGUGGCGGUGACGAUUCCGAUGAUUCGUCCUGGACGACGGCAUCGGAUGUGGAAGAUUAUCUGUUUGGAUAUCGCUGAACCCGGCGUGAAAGCAUCGUACGUGUGUGUGU
This is a messenger RNA of Anopheles nili, 4565 nucleotides long. It is a transcript of the gene mahj, whose product is annotated as protein mahjong. Gene Ontology annotation, biological process: protein ubiquitination. The coding region runs from base 1 to 4533 and encodes 1510 amino acids. Gene Ontology annotation, molecular function: protein binding. Gene Ontology annotation, cellular component: Cul4-RING E3 ubiquitin ligase complex; nucleus. The record is from RefSeq and is a predicted model, not a curated record. The transcript has 6 exons. NCBI's taxonomy places the organism in Eukaryota, Metazoa, Arthropoda, Insecta, Diptera, Culicidae.